Eufriesea mexicana is the source of this 3874-nucleotide messenger RNA. RefSeq lists its product as uncharacterized. Bases 464 to 2671 code for a protein of 735 amino acids. The record is from RefSeq and is a predicted model, not a curated record. Lineage: Eukaryota; Metazoa; Arthropoda; Insecta; Hymenoptera; Apidae. The transcript is spliced from 9 exons.
GCUUCUUCGCGGCAAUAUUGCUCGCUCGAUCACAGCUGGUACCGUGUAAACGUGUUCGUCCUUUUCGUUGCAGGUUGAACGACAGCUGCAAAAAUUCCGCUCAUUGAUCAUUCGUAUGUGUCGACUGUCGAUCGUGGAUCUCGUGACAGAAAUUCGCGAUUUAAUUGGAAAACAUCGGCGCCCAUAUUGCAGCGGAAACCCGAUGGUCCAGUGAAAUUUUAAGGAAGUGAUCAUCGGUAGCUAGACACGUCGAGCGAUCUUUAGAAUAAUCGUUGACGCGAUACUUGGAGCAGAACAGAGGAGGCUGAGGAUGCCAGAGGCGGAAGCAAAAACGUAGAAAUCGCGUCGCACCGGCUACGAGGAUCCGAUUGAUCGAGAUCGCGCGCAUCCGCAGGCUCUGAAUAGCGAUGCGGUUGCAUUCCACGGCAACGAUAGUUCCGCAUAAUCACUGACACUCUGCAAGAUGCGAAGCGAGGUAGGAGAAUGGCUGCCCACCUGCGUAGGUUCUCCGAUAUGCAUCCUGCUGCUAUCCUGGUCGCUUCUGAUCUAUCAGAACCAGCCAUCGUCGGCGAAGAGGAAGGUCGACGUGUUCACGGUAGCCAUCCUCUCGCAGAGUUUGGUCCACCAGCUGGGACUGCUGUUCUACGCCAUUCUUACGCUCAUUCGACCAAGUAAUCACUUCGGAGAAUUCUGCUCGACCCUGGUUUGGAUACUAAACUCGUCCAGCAUCCUGCAGGAGCUCACCCUGACUUCGAUCGCGAUCUUCACCGCGAUCAGCAUCGGGGACGAGGCUGCGAAUCUCACGAAGAAUCACCUGAAGUAUCACCUGGUCAGUCUGAGCGUGAUCAGCGCCUGCGUUGGUGUCACUGGCGUCCUCAAUUUCGAGCCGGAUCACUGCGUCUUUCUGGCUCAAGAGAUCUCCCUGAAAUAUGGAGUCUUUGUCAACUCUCUGCGAUGUCUCUUGGUAGCGACGUCCGUGAUCAGUGUGCUGACAGCUUUGAUCAGGACCAUCUGUCGCACGCCAAAGGCCGAGCUCUUGAAGUCGGUGUCGGAUCUGUCGGAGACCAGCUCGAAAAACUCUUCCGGGGCGUUCGAGUGUCACCCUCAGCACUGGGAUCCCUCCAGUGGAUCCUGCACCAGUGGAUCCACCAAUAGCAGAGCUUGUCUGAGGAAGAAGAGGGUCCAGAUCGACGAAGCCAGUGGAAAAUCGACCAUCUACAGUAUUCUCUUCGCCUGCUACGUUUUCCAGUACCUACCGAUUCUGGUCAUAUCCAUCAAGCCGGGUCUCCUGAGGGACUUCUGUACGCCCCAGAAUCUGGCGACUUGGCUACCUCUGGUAAAGGACACCCUCUUGCCGGUGUUCCUCGCGCUCUUCGACAAAAUGUUCUGCCGCUACGUGGCGAAGGUGUACACGAAGCAGGAUCACGCGAGGAGAUUGUCUCACGGCGGCAUCGACGGCAAGUUUCGUCACUUCGAGCAGGACGCCGAGUAUAAGCUGCAGUUGAACCUGAACCACGGUCUGAAGUUCCCCUUGACUAACGGAAGCCUCUACGGCCGGUUGCACAAUCAUCAGAACAGAGGCAAGACUGGCACUAUCACGAUGGGAAUACAGCACUAUCCCAGACCGCAGUCCGUUAACGAGGAUAAUAAUUACGCUUCUCUCCCCGCGGAGCUGUCUUCCUUCACCAGCUCGACUUUCGAGCCGCGACAAGAUGCGAACGUAGUCGAAGCCACGAAGAAGAACAUCGCGGAGCAGCAGAACAAGCGUCCGAGGCCGAACGAGAAUUUUCAGGAACUACCGGGCAGUCGUCGGAAGAUCGGCAGUACCGACGUGUUUGGUCAGAACAUGGAAAACCUGGUCCAGCUGGAUGACCCCUGCAGCAAACGGAAAUUCACCAAGAGCCUGGACGAGAUUCGAGAGGAACCACCGAGGAGGCACGCGAGGAGCGCACUUGGCUUGGAGAAUUUGAUCAUUGGCUUGGAUAACAGUCUCCAGGAGGAACCACGAUAUCCCAGGAUCGCUCUCCGGAGAAACCAGAGCUUCGAUCAUGCUAGAUGCCAAUCGUACCAUCGACCAGGGCUCGACUCUAGGACGUACGACUCGAAGAAGCAGGAUCAGAGGAAGGAGCAAGAGAACACGCAAAGACAGGAGAGCCAAGAGGAAGUCGAUGGUUAUGAAACGUCCGACGACGAGAGCUGCGACCUCGAGAACGGAGAUUUCGAUACUAUGAGCUCCUGCAGGAGUCGAAGCAGGAGCUGCUGCUCGGUUACCACCGUGGCUAACGAUGAUUUCGAAUACUUCCAACGUAAGGGAACUAAGGUGGAGCUGCUGCCCUCGAAGAGAGCUGGCGAGGUAAAGGUCAACAUGCGAUCUUUCACGCCGAGGAUCAUCGAGAACGGGACAGAAGAGAGGAGGAGCAAUCUGGUAGACACGAAGCCGAGUAUACAGUCGUACCAUUUGAAGAAGACGAGAAUAGGGCCCGGUUACUCGAUGAACGAUCUCGACAAGCUGACCAUGGAUCGGAAACUGCCAAAUCUGUCGAUCGAGAGCCUGAAGAGCACCCUGAAGAACUCGGACGUCAGUUACCUGGACAACGGGGACAUCUGCAGGCACGACAUUGGCGGCUCCGCGCCCGAUUUUAAAAAGAUUUUCGUUACCGAAUUUAUAUGAUGUCCUCGGGAGUAGAAUUCUUUUGAAAGUUCUCUGGAAAAGAUAGUCGUUUUAACGUCGAGAGUGAUCUCCGACGAGAGGAGAAAUUAGGACGGGAAGACAAUGGGGUGUGGAGACUGGUAUGGGAGGAUUGUACAAAGUGUUCAUUGUAAUAUAAGCAAAUAUUUUCUCUUAAGAAACUAGGGUGUAUCUUGUAUAGGUAGAGAGCGAGUCAAUUCUGAGGCGACAGACAGGAGUUUACGAAAGCAAUGAAAAGACUGUACGAAGUGUUCUUUCGAAAUAAAACGUAAUUGCUCGUAGAAAAAUUAGGACCGAUGUUGCAUUAGACGCGUUUCAGCUUACGCGUGGACGAAUCGAUUUUGUAAAACGUAGGCGCAAGAUUUUCUCGUACGAGCGACUCGUUAAGACUGUGCGAAACGUUUCUUCUUCGAAGAAAGCACGGAUCGAUCCUCGUGGAGAAAUCGCGAGGUAAUCUGCUGCAGUUCCUCUAUGUCUGAGAUCUAGAAAAUUAUAUAACAGCUACGCGGAAGCAGACGGAUUGGAAAGUUCGUAAGAAUGCAGCCAAUCCGGUUAAAGAAGUUAAUUAAUUCAAUUGUCGGCUUUUCGUUUUCUCAUUUGAUAGCGAUCGGUUUAUCGGGGUAACUCGAUCAAGGUGCUAAGUGCUCUCAUAAUCGCCGACAGCUUAACUAUGGCGAGUUAGAAUUCGAUUAAGAAAUGCAUGGAAACGUAGGAUACGAGAAAACGGGCGGAUAAUAAAAUUCAGAAAAGGGAAAAACUGGUUGGAAACGGUGAUUCUGCGUUUUUAAUCGAACGAUACAUCGCGUUAUGUCAUCUGCCUAUAAAUCACGAUCGGUUGACGUAAUAAGUUAUGGGUCUGGAAUCGAAAUUGCAACGAGGCUGAGUUAUGAUCCGCGUAGGUACGAGACGAGGUCUAAACAGGAAUGCGAAUGGUGUAGAGUAUGUGUAAAAUAUGUGCUCCCAUUGUUUUCACAAUCCCGUAUUGGCUGUUCGUUAUGCAAGUGAGACAUUUUGGAGAAUCUAUUCACGCCUCCGAUUAUUGUAUGGAGAUCGUUUUGUAUAUAUCUUGUACAUUUGUACGGUACUAUUUAAUUCAUUAAAUAUACAUGCGUGCGUGGCAACACGUGUGAUCGCAGGUGCGUCCAUCCUGUUCAAUUCCCUGGCGGUCGAUACAGAGAAUAAUCA